AUGGAGCACGCUCGCGCGCCAUCCAGCGACGUCUCGGUAGCUCCAAGCACGACAACCAGAUCAUCCUCGCUUUUCGACGAAGCCAUCUGGUUCCUGCAGCCGGACCACCACGAUGAAUUGCAAUUCGAGCUGGACAACGGCGUCCCGGUGGUCAAGGGAGGCACCGCGGGCGCGCUGGUCGAAUACCUCACUCGACACGAUAAACUCGACACAGCAUUCAACCAGGUCUUUCUCCUCACGUUUCCCUCCUUCAUGACGAGCGCGCAGCUAUUCGCCAUGCUGAUGGAGCGAUUCUACAUCCAACACCCGGACGGACUAACCCAGGCCGAAUACCAGAUCUGGCUAUCGCACAAAAAGAAACCGACGCAGCUGCGGGUCAUCAAUGUCCUCAAGCGCUGGCUGGAGUACACCUGGGUAGAGCCCGACGACGACGAAGCCCGCGCCCUGCUUAAAAAGAUUUACGAAUUCGCGCUCGACUCUAUCCCGGCGAUCAAAACCCCGGGGUCGAAUGGGUUGAUUAAUGUCAUUGAGCGGCGCUUACAAGGGGACCGGAACGUGCGAGGCCACCAGCGCGUUUCACUGCAGAGUGUCGCUUCCCCGCCGCCGGUGCUGCCCAAGAAGAUGAAGAAGAUCAAGUUCUUGGACCUCAAUCCGACGGAGCUUGCGCGGCAAUUGACGCUACUGGAAUUGCGACUGUACGAUAAAAUACGGCUGGAGGAGUGCCUGAACAAAGCGUGGCAGAAAAGGGCAGGGUUGGAACCAGCGCCGAGAAUCAGAGCGAUGAUCCAUCAUUCCAACCAGCUGGCGAAUUGGGUUGGGAAUCUGAUUCUCGAGCAAUCGGAUCUCAAGAAGCGUGUGCGGUUGAUUAAACACUUUAUUGACAUCUUGGAGGCCUGCUACGACAUGAGAAACUACUCGACCUCAAUCGCCGUCGUGUCCGGACUUGGAACAGCACCGAUACACCGGCUGGCUCGGACGUGGUCCCAAGUUAGUGAGCGCUCCAUGGCGACCUUCCAACGGAUACAGCGUCUCGUCAAUAGCACGAGGAAUUUCAUCGAGUACCGAGAGACAAUGCGGGCAGCGAGUCCCCCAUGCAUUCCCUUCCUUGGCGUCUUUCUCAUGGACCUAACCUUCAUCGAAGACGGCAACCCCGACCACACCCCUGCCGGCCUAAUAAACAUGGACAAGCGCGCAAAGUCGGCCGCCGUAAUUCAGGAGCUACAGAACUACCAGUCCUCCGAAUACGUAUUCCAACCGGUACCCGACCUCCAAGAUUACCUGAUCAGCAGCACCCAAGCCGCCGAAGACAUGGCGAGCAAACACGAUCGCAGCCUGGAAUUGGAGCCGCGAACGCGCGUGGAAAUGAGCGGCGGCGGCGCCCCCUAUGUUUCUACCGGAACCCACAUGACAGGCAUCCUCGUUGCAAGCAUGGCGAUGGGAGAUUGA
This is a messenger RNA of Aspergillus versicolor CBS 583.65, 1446 nucleotides long. RefSeq names its product Ras-GEF domain-containing protein. Gene Ontology annotation, cellular component: plasma membrane. Lineage: Eukaryota; Fungi; Ascomycota; Eurotiomycetes; Eurotiales; Aspergillaceae. The coding region runs from base 1 to 1446 and encodes 481 amino acids. Gene Ontology annotation, biological process: Ras protein signal transduction; positive regulation of GTPase activity. The transcript has 3 exons. Gene Ontology annotation, molecular function: guanyl-nucleotide exchange factor activity. The record is from RefSeq and is a predicted model, not a curated record.